Messenger RNA from Elaeis guineensis (African oil palm), 3101 nucleotides. RefSeq names its product nuclear intron maturase 1, mitochondrial. Gene Ontology annotation, biological process: mRNA processing. NCBI's taxonomy places the organism in Eukaryota, Viridiplantae, Streptophyta, Magnoliopsida, Arecales, Arecaceae. The record is from RefSeq and is a predicted model, not a curated record.
CGGUGUGGUGUGUUCAAGUCGAUUUAUCUGGCCGAUUUCUCCAUGACGCAAACCCAACCGGUCGUUCGCUGCCCAUUCGUGCUGCUCCUUCCCAGCGGGGAAGAGCCAUGGGUGUUCGAAUCGGAAAGAGGAAGAGGCGGCCGCGGCUCCUAUGUGUUGUGGCAAUCAGGAGAAGCAUCGCUACCGAAUGAGAAAGAAAUACCUAAAAAGUAUAUGAUAAAAUAUCUCUGAGAAUCAUACUUACGACCCUCCAAAACGAACAGAGGAGGAGGAGGAUGAGAAGGAAUGCUUUCCUUUUCAACCCUCAAGCCCCUCCUUCCACUCCCCCACUACCUCCUCCACUCCCUUCGAAUCACCACCCUCUCCUCGCCCGUCAUUUCUCGUCACCACCAGCACCAACAACAGCUCCCGGACGAUUUUCCCAACCCCUACGACCUGACGAAGGAGGACCCCAUCCAGGUGUGCUCCGACCUCUGGGUCCGCUGCUUCUCUCGCCCAGACCCCCACCUCCCCUUCCCCAACCUCACCGGCUUCCUCAAGAAGUUCGACCUCUGGGUCCUCGCCUACCAGCGCGCCUGCGCCCACCACACCGGCUCCUUCCCCCCGAAGAACGCCAUUCACCUCCCCCACCUCCGCUCCCUCCUCGCCCUACAGCGUGCCGCCCUAUCACCGAACUACCCCUGGGGCGCCUCCACCCACCUCCUCCUCCGCUCCCCUGCCGAUCCCCCUUUCACCCGGCCCAUCUCCCGCCGGAAGUUCCUCGCCCUCCUCGCCUCCGCUCCACCCCCCUUCCAGGACCGCGUCCUCCAGGAGCUCCUCCUACUCCUUCUCGAGCCCGUCUUCGAGCCCCGCUUCUCCCCCAGGUCUCACGCCUUCCGCCCCGGCCGCAGCCCCCACACCGUCCUCCGCACCAUCCGCUCCAAUUUCGCCGGCUACCUCUGGUUCCUCAAGGCCGAUCUCUCCGCCGUUUCCGAUAACUUCAGCCCCGACGUCAUCAUCUCCUGCUUGGAGAAAGGCGUCUCCGACCGGAAAGUUCUGGGCUUGAUCAAAUCCGCCUUGAAGAACCCUGUCAGGGUCAGGUCGUCGUCGCCCGCCGACGAAGUGGUCGACAGAUUGACCAAGAAGAGGAUGAAGCGGAAGAUGCUGCGGAAGAGCAGGAAGAAAAAGGUUUUGAAGGAGAACGAGCCCAAGCCCGAUCCCUACUGGCUGAGGACUUUCUUUGGCUUCGCCCCCCACGAAGCUGCCAGGGUCCCCAACUAUGGGCAUUGCGGGAUCCUCAGCCCUUUGCUUGCCAAUGUAUGCCUUACCGAAUUGGACACUUGGAUGGAAGAUCGGAUAGCAAGGUACUUUCGGCCAUCAAAGCUCGACUCCAUUUGGACAGAUUCGAUCACCAACGACUGCCACAACCCUGCCUGGCCUGAAUUCGUUCCUGCCAGCGGUAGGGAGAAGACGAGGAGGAUGGAUUUCAUUCGCUAUGGCUCCCACAUUUUGAUUGGAAUUCGUGGACCGAGAGAGGAUGCGGUGGAAUUACGAAAGGAUUUGAUCGAGUUUUGUGAGAACAAGUAUGGGUUGAGGUUAGAGAAUUCAAAUAUAGAGAUCGAGCACAUUACAAGAGGCAUCGAGUUCUUGGAUCAUGUGAUCUGCCGGCGGGUCAUACACCCUACAUUGCGUUACACAGCAACAGGAGGGAAGAUCGUAAGCGAGAAAGGUGUUGGGACUUUGCUCUCUGUGACUGCAAGCUUGCAGCAUUGCAUCAGCCGGUUCAGGCAGCUUGAGCUUGUCAAGGGGGAUAAGGACCCAGAGCCGCUGCCUUGCACACCAAUGCUUUAUGCCGGCCAGGCCCAUACCAAUUCUCAGAUGAACAAGUUCCUUGAGACCAUGGCGGAUUGGUAUAGAUAUGCAGAUAACAGGAAGAAAGUAGUCGGCUUUUGUGCGUAUGUCAUUAGGAGCUCUCUGGCUAAGCUCUAUGCUGCAAGGUAUAGACUGAAGUCUCGUGCCAAGGUGUACAAGAUUGCCUCCCGUGACCUCAGCCACCCAUUGAGAGAGAAUACAAGGAAUGAUGCGCCAGAGUAUUCUGAUCUUUUGCGUAUGGGGCUUGUUGAUGCCAUUGAGGGUGUUCAGUUUUCUCACAUGUCAUUGAUUCCAUCAUGUGAUUAUACCCCAUUCCCUAGGAACUGGGUACCUGACCAUGAGCAAAUAUUGCAUGAAUAUGUUAGGCUGCAAGAUCCGAAAUUCUUUUGUGAACUGCAUAAGUCAGUGAAUCGGCAUGAAUUGAGAUCGCCUCAAGAUGCAAUAUCAGAGAUUGUUUGGGACUAUAAGAUAUGUGGAGUUUGGAGCAAGAAGCCCCUAGGAAGUAUCAAAGAGCAGGAACAUGAUGAAGAGAAUACUAAUGGUGAUAGAAACUUCCUGUUGAAGGAGGAGUCUAUUGCACUUUAAUACGGAGUUACUAGCACAUCUUAGCGCACGAGGCUCCUGCCAUGGUGGGGUCUAGGAAGGGUCAGACGUACGCAGCCUUACCCUACAUUUGGAGAGGGAUUUCUAUGUUCGAAUAUAUGACACCUAGAUCACAAUGGUACAAUCUUACCAUUACUAUGAGAUGCAAUUUGUAAAUUUUCUGCAGUGAUUUACAUUUCAUCGAUGAAAGAAGGCUGAGGAGAAUUAUAUUUUCCAAGUGCAAGUACUGGCCAACUGAACCACCAUUGCUUAAGCAAGCCAUACAGCACCUUGGAGCAUGUAAAGGUAUAUGACCUUUAUAUUAAAUCAGGAAAUUAAUGAGAUAUGCUGUGAUAUUAAAUUAUAUGUUGCAUGCUCUGUUCGUUCUCUGCAUGCACUUUGGCAGUCCACUUUGGGCAAAUUCUUCUGGAAAAACAUAUUGCUUCAGGUUUGUAAGAAUGUUGUAUGCUUUGUUGGGUGCCAUCUGCUUUUGAUCAGUCCAUAGCACACUGGAAGUGAGGUUUCAGCAAUAUGUUGUCAUUUCUUAGUUACUUUAUCAUAGAGUAAGUGCUAUAUUUGGUUCCUUAUGUUGAUGUGGAUUAAUAUGAUAGUCAGAGAUGUACAGAUGAUAUUUAAUGCAUAAAUGCUGAAAAUUAUUCAUUUCUUCU